Messenger RNA from Symbiodinium sp. CCMP2592, 7377 nucleotides. The record is from the annotation of a GenBank genome assembly. Lineage: Eukaryota; Dinophyceae; Suessiales; Symbiodiniaceae.
AUGGACUUCGGUGAAGCGCUCGCUGACGGAUCUUCUCAUCGCUCCGAGGCCAGUUCCACUAGCACUCGCGAGCUUCACAGCCAGCACAUUCACGAUCUCCAAUUGGAGGUCAACGCCCUGAGGCUUCAGGUUCAAGCCCUCAGGUCCGAUUUGCAGACUCUGGAGGAGUCCCUUGCUCGCGUCUGGGUGAACCAGACGGGUCAUCAUCAACGCCUCUCGUGGCUUGAGGCAAUCAUCCAGGGCUUGCGCCGUGCGACUCCCAAAGCCUCGCCUGCUGCAGCGGGCCCUGCGGCCGCCAACCUGACUGAGGCUGAUCCUGAUCACUCGGUUUCUGGUCAGGGGGAGGAGCCUAGUGAUGAUGCAGCCAGUGUAAAUGCAUGGGGCCUGUUGGCUCCCCUGAGCCCAACCACCCAUGCUGCCGUGCCUGAGGAAAGCCAGGAUCCCGCCUUAUGGCUGUCGGAGCCUUUUAGUCCCUUUGCUUACGACCCUGUGCACGACCCCAACCUUGGUGACCCUGCCUCGGACUUGGGUUCUUAUGAUAUGGUUCAUAGUGGGGAACGGGAAAGGUCUCUUGACCCCGAAGACAUUUGGUAUGAUUCAGUGCGAGAUCAUUCUUUAGACGCGGUCCUAGUCGAAGGUGACAGAGAGGAGGUCGCAACCAGUGUUGCGGAAGAGCCUCUUCUGCCUGCUGAGUCGCUAUCCAGCAAGCGUGUCUUCGAGGAUGCCAGGUGGGCCGAGGUUGCUCAGGAGGCAAAGUUCAGGCGUGUGUGUCAGGACUUGCCAAAGUUGCCUUGGGAGCAAGGUGCAUGGUCCAGUAUUUUUGGACCUGAGAGAAACAUGAUCGACGAUGCCCUUAGGAGCAGUGUGCAAGCCUCUUAUGGCUCCGAGGAAGCUGGUCAAUUGCCACCUGAGAACCUGCCGUCAGCUUCGGCCUUUCUUGAGAAAACUUCGAGUGUAGUUAGGACUAGGCUAAGGCGGUUUCAUCUUGAGCGACCGGCAGAUGAUCGACGGGAGCACGCCAUAAAGCGACUGAGGGCCCUCAUCAUGUACGAUCCCGACACUACCUUCUUGGGGAUGGUAGUGGCAAAGGAGGCAGCGAACCUAGCUGACGAUGAGGCUCUGUCAUACUCCUUCACUUGUGCUUUUGCGAAGAGUGCUUCCGGCUCUCUCAUAAAGCGAGCUGGGUCCCUUGACCGUUUUGGUAAGUGGAUCCUUAGCUGCCGAGGGACCUCGCCCCUUAGGAGCUCCGAGGUUGACUUGUUUGCCUACUUCUCGCACCUGCAGGGCGAGGGGGCGGGAGCCACGUCAUGCCAGCAUUGUGUGGAGGCACUGCGAUUCCUCCACGGUGUUGCGGUGUUUCAAGUGCUUGACCUUGAAGAAGUCUUUAGCGCCAGGGUGCUAGGGAUUGUGAGGAUUAUGCACGUGACAAAGGCCCCGCUAGCUCAGCGUCCCCCUCUGACUGUAGAACACCUGUCCCUCUUGGAGCAAUUUGUGACCAUGAACAAGGAUCACCGCGCAUGUGUGGUAGGCCAACUGGUCUUCUGCGCACAUGCUUGUGCCCGGUGGGCAGACAGUCAGCGCGUACAGAGCCUAACCAUGGAGUGCGAUGCUGAGAGCGGUGUGGUACUGAUAGUAGCCGGGGCACUCGGCUCCAAAACAGCGAUCUCCGCUGAAGCACGCACGCGGCUUCUGCCGUACGUCGCCCUGGGCAAAGGCGUAAGCAACGUGCCAUGGGCAGAGGCGUGGAUGGAGGCCAGAAAAGAAAUGGGUCUGCAAGCUGGAGGGUCUUUUCUCCUUCCAACCUGGAGUGAGCGAAAAUAUGACUGGGGUGAUUUUGAAAUGGGGGCCGCGGAGGCCACGAACUACCUCAGGGAGGCGCUCAUUUCCAUGGGAUGCGAUCUUGAUGAGGUUCAGGACUAUGGCAGCCACAGCAUGAAAACUACUGUCUUGACUUGGUGCGGCCGUAGCACGAUCAUUCCUUUCACGGAGCCUGAGCAGCGUGCGCUUGGCCAUCAUCUGGAUCCGACAAGCAAAUCUCCUUUGACUUACAGCAGAGAGUACUAUUUGAAGCUCUAUGCAAAGGUGCUGGCCGUCUUUUCGACCAUCCAGCAAAACCGUUUCAAGCCGGAUUUGCCUGGUGCUGCAAGUGUUGCUGCUAUGGCGCAGUCCUUUGAAGAGGGCAACGAAAGGGGCUUGAGCCGACUUGAAAUUCCGACGUCAAAGCUGAACAGCGAAAAGAUGGAUGAGGAUGGGGAGUCGGACGACUCCGAUCAUGCCUCGAUAGAUUUGGACAGAGAGCUCGAAAGGGAUGAUGGCCCGACCGAACGUGAAGUUUUUCGAGGGGUCCCCUGGUUGUGCAACAUGACUUCCUCCGCCCUGGAAAGUACUGCCGAGUUUGCUGAGAGGUGCAAGCGGCUAGGACUGUCGGCAGCCAACUUGGAGGUGCUCCAGCAUGCAGGCGUUGCAAGCUUUGGCCAGUUGUGCUUUAGCGUGAGUGCCUCCCCUCACACCAUCACUGACCAGACAUUCGAAGCAUGGGUUCAGCGGCUUUGGGUGCCCUCGGUUCCUUCUGAGCAGCAGCAAACAUGUCUGAAGAAGCUCCUUUUCGAAAGCCAGACCAUGUCAAUGGGCGAGAUUCGUCAGAAGAUGCAACCGGCCUCGGAGCAGGUUGCAAAGCCUCUGCCCCCGUCGGAGCGGUUAGCCAGGUCGCAACGGCAGCAGGCUAGGAUCACUGGUUUGGUGUACACUCCUGAGACUACUCCCUCGCACUACCUAGUUGACUUGUUUAACGAUCAACUUGAGACGGGAGUCAUUGCAUGGGUCGCGCCUGAAAAGUGCGCUUCCAGGGCAGAUGAAAUGCAGAGCAAUAAGAAGGACAAAGCCUUGCAGCUCAUGCCGGAUGGACAGAUCAAGGUUAACUCCAAGGCUGCAGAGGUCAGGUGUGAGGCCAGCACUGACUCCAAGCUUCGUGCAGCUUGGCAGAGACGGUCCCUUGCAAUGGACAUGGCUGGGAUUGCAACUUUCAUCGUGGUUGAAAAGUGGGUACAUCAUCUCUUUUCAGUGUUUGCCCGCGACGUGCCGGAAGGUUAUGCACCCAUCCAGUUGAGGCAGAUGGUAAAUGCCGACAAGCGCUUGUUCAUGUUGGCCGCCGAGGGCCUGCCUGCUGAUCUCAGGGCCAGCCGGCCCGGAGACAGGACACCUCUGGAUGAUCAAAUUAUCAUGCUGAUGUUCUCUCCCGAGAUCUCUCAGUACCUUGUGCCAAUGCCCAAGCCUCAUGUUCCGCCCCCACCUCCGGGGGGUAAGGCCUUAGCUGAAUCGCUGAAGCGGGCCCUCAGUGAGGACUUGCCCUUUGAUAAAAACUUCUUGAGUCGGGCUUGGAAGAAGGGCAAAGGCGGCAAGGGCGGAAAGGGUGGAGACAAGCAGGAGGAUCCGGCAAAGCGAUUCAACCUUCCCGAAGAACCAGCCUCUGUGUUUCUUGUGGAAUCAGGGGAAGUGCAAAUGGAAGGGCAAAGGAAAGCGCUGCAACAGGGGCUUCCACCAGCCAACGAGUGGGCCCCUGAGACCAAUUCUGGUCUUCACCCGGCUGAGUCCUUGGCUCGCAGCGCAGUGCAACAGGGUAAUCUUCAGAAAUCAGUCAUUUUGUCAGUUUUCGAGCUUUUGCCUGAAGGGAAUAAUCCUAGAGGGUCCGAUCAAGCUUCCAAAGCCUUCGUGACUGGUGCUUUCAUUCAUGGAACCAUGUGUUCAGUGGUCAACAAUCUCACACGUUUUCCAUGGACUUCUGAGCUCUUGGCAUCGUAUGCAAGGCAACAGGCGCCGACGGCAAAAUUUUCUUCAUUGGUCAUUUUUCGCAACAAUCAGGCGGCUCCGCAUCGCGACUCGCAUAAUUGCCCGCAUAGUACCAAUCAGGUUUUUGCAAUUACGAAUUUUUCAGGCGGAAGGGUCAUCGUGGAAGACCCUGAGGGGGAACAUAGAAUCACUCAUGAAGGCCGCGAUUUUCGUGGCCGUGCCAUAGACUUUCGGAAUGGAAUGCUGAGAUUCGCUGCGCGGGAGGUCGUGCAUUGGACCGAGCCCUGGCUCGGCACCAGGGUGGUCCUUGUGUCAUACACGGUGAGGGGCCUCAAGGGCAUGCCUGACACUUGCCGUGAUUCGCUUUUGCAGGCCAGAUUUGCCUUGCCAGGCUAUAAAGCCGAGCCCCUUAGGUGCCCGCCUGUGGAUGUUCCCACUCCCCUAGAUCCUAAGCCUGAUGCCGAGGCCAACCCGGUUCCUUUGGGGUCUAGUCCUGAUCCUGCAUCGCUUGAGGGUCCUUUGCCUGUAGGGUUUAGUCCUGCCCCUGUCCCGCAAGUGCCCAAGGAGAGUCCGUCUUCCGCUUCGGUCGGCGAAACCCCGUUCGCCCUCGAACUCUUUUCGGGGCGGGGACGGCUGUCGCAAUGCUUGCGCCGGGCCGGAUUUACCGUCUUGUCCAUGGACCACAGGCUAGCUCACAGCCUCGUGCCAGUUUGCAAAACUGAUCUUGCCACCGAGGCAGGUCAAGCUUUCGUGUGGUCGCUCCUCGAAUCCUGCUGCCCUGCCUUUGUCCAUAUGGGCUUGCCUUCUGACACAGCCUCUUCUCGCUCCUCCUCAGGAGCCUUGCGUACCUCGCAAUAUCCUUUGGGAUGCCCGGAUUUAACCUCAGGCAGUCUUGAGGCCACACGCGUGGAUGAGGCCAACCGAAUGUACCGCUUCUCUUUUGAGGUUGCUUGCUUUUGCCUGGCCAGGGGUAUUCCCCUUUGCAUAGAAAACCCGCCGAGUUCCAGACUGUGGCAAAUCUUUUCUUGUUUCGCGCAGGGCUUGAAGGACACGGAGGUGUUAGCUAAGUGGCAGGCAUUGCCGUCAAUCGACCUGCAUUGUUGCAUGUUUGGCGGCUCCCGUGCUAAGCCAUUGCGGCUUAAAUGUACACCUGGCCUGUUCGACUCCCUUGCGGUGUCAUGCGACAAGCAACAUGAGCACAAGCCCUGGUCCCUCAGCCGCACUCGUGUGGAGAUUGCCGAGGAUGCAUCUUACCCUCUGGAUUUGUGUCGUCGUAUGGUUUCAUCCUUGCUGUCUUUCAUGGGCCAGGCUGGACAGGCCUUGCCGUCUGCCAUCCGCUUGCAUGACCAAUCCUUGGCUGCAGCUGGGGUCCAACCGCGCCGGCAUAAACCUCUAAUCCCCGAGUACAAGACAGUCGUGCAGGUCCCAGCGGACUCUCCAAUCCCGCCUGGUGCCAAGGUGCUUUCUCCCAGCCAACUUCAGGGGGUGGAUGUGGCUGCUCCUGUGGCUACUCCGAUGUCUACACCCUCCUCUGGUUCGACCACUCCGACUGUUGGUGCCGUGACCUUGGGCCUUUGGCACUCUCCGAGCGAAUUCUUUCACAAGGCUGCAUCUCUAGCUCACCCCAUGGAUACCACCAAGCCGGUGGCCAUGGUGACGAAGGCAGCAAUCGAUUCCUCCUUACAUGGGGACCCGGACGCACUAUCCGAGCAAAGGAGAUCCUUCCUUUGCUACUUGGAGGAGAAGAUUCGCCGCCUUCAGCCCCGUGAGGACGCCUUACACAAAGGCAUGCCAAAAUAUAUGCAGGAAGUUCUUGAGGGCAAAAACUUGCUAGCCUGGGAGGAGCUCUUGAAAGAGACGGGCUAUACUGACCUUGAUUGCGUGCGCUUCAUGAAGGAGGGAGUGAGGCUUGUAGGGUGUGAGGAACAUCCAAAGGACUUUGCAAAGAAGGUAUCCCCCGCCUCCUUAUCGGAAGAAGAGCUUAGAGCUACGGCUCGGCACCGAAGGUCUAGCUUGUUGGGUUUAGGGCGAAGUUUCCCCUCUGAGGAGGAUGCUUCCCUGCUGUCCCAAGCCACUGCCGAGGAGGUCGAUGCUGGCUUCCUUGAGCGAGGUAUGACUGCCGAUGAGGUUAGUGCCUUCUUCGGUCACGAAGAUUGGGGUGUGGUACGAAGGUUUGUGCUGGUCCAGGAUGGAGGUCGCAAGGUCCGUCCCAUAGACGACUGCUUGGAGGCGCAAAUCAAUGCUGCUUACACCUCAACAAUUGCCUUGCAACUUCACGAUUCAGAUUAUGUAGCUUCACUGGCCCUCUUCAUCGCUGAACGAAUGCAAGGCCUUCCAGCCAGCAAGCGCAUGCCGUGGCAUGGGAAGUGCCUAGACCUUUCGAAAGCCUACAAACAAAUGGCAGUCCAUCCACGAGACCGCGACUUGUGUGUCAUCAUGAUCCAGGAUCAUGAUGGAGUUGCAACUUACCACAUUUGCAAUGCGUUGAUGUUCGGGGCUUCUGCAUCAGUGUUUGCAUUUGUGCGGGUGAGUCGCUCGUUGUGGUGGAUAAUAAAUAAGUGCUUGAAAGUACCCUGUGCCUGCUACUUCGAUGACUAUCCAUUAUUUAGCCCAGAGUCAUCAGCUGCUCCCGUGGACCAAGAUGUAUCCCGGCUAUUGGACCUGCUGGGGUGGAGGCAUGCAAAGUCCGGGUCAAAAGGCAAGCCCUUUGAUAGUUCCUUCGACGUCCUUGGGACUAGGCUAGACUUGGGUGAGAUCUUGUCAGGGAAGAUAGUUCUUGCAAAUAAGGUUGGCAGGGCGGAGAAAAUUCUUGAAAAGGUUUCGACUGCAUCCCUAGGGAAUGGGAGCUUCAGGCAAUCUUUGCAGGUCCUUAUUGGACACCUGAACUUCGCCUCCGGCUUCUUUGCCGGAAGGGCCCUGCGACAUGUGGCCUACGACUUGAAUCAUCUGAUGGGCAAGGAUUGGCUUUCAGCUAAGGACUCCUUGGAUGAGUUGGGCAGCCGCAUCUCCGUCAUCCUUCAGGGCACCCCUCCCCGGUCCUUAGUGUGCAACCGAGUGCGCCAACCGAUCCUGGUGUGGACCGAUGGCUCUUGGGAAAAGGGACAUGCGGGUAUAGGUGCCGUUGAAUGGGAUCCCAUUACCUCGAAGGGUGCGGUUUGGGCGGGCCACGUCCCAACUAGCAUCACUGCUUUGUGGUUGAGAACUGAAGAUCACACUCAGGAGCAGAUAAUAUCGCAGGUCGAGUUGUAUGCAAUGGCACUCAUCAGACAUCUACGGAAAGAAGCAUGGAUGCACCGAAGGGUCAUCGUCUUCUGUGAUAACGAGGCGGCACGCUUCGCAGCCAUAAAGGGUGGCAGCAGCAGCCACAGCAUGAAUCGGCUGGUGCAGGCAUGGGAUCACCCAAAUUUUGAUCACCCAGCUUACUUGUGGAUCGAGCGUGUGCCCUCUUUCUCGAAUAUUGCUGAUGGUCCCUCAAGGGGCGUGCCCGAAGAGGCCUUACGCCUUACACGUACCAGCUCUUGCAGAACUUUUGAGACAGAGGCCGAGCUCGAAACUCUCUUGUUCAGCAGGCGCAGAAAGGAGAUGGGGUGA